Lathyrus oleraceus (garden pea) is the source of this 417-nucleotide messenger RNA. RefSeq lists its product as uncharacterized. NCBI's taxonomy places the organism in Eukaryota, Viridiplantae, Streptophyta, Magnoliopsida, Fabales, Fabaceae. Bases 1 to 417 code for a protein of 138 amino acids. The transcript has 2 exons. The record is from RefSeq and is a predicted model, not a curated record.
AUGGUAACGAGUGUAGAUCAUGAUCAAAAUUCCGGUUCCAUGGGGGAAAGUCAAUUAUGGGGUGAUCUCACAAAUUUAGAUAACAUUGGUGGGAGUAGCAAAAGAAACUUAGAUAUGAAUUCGUUGAAUCGGAACGAAGUAAUUAAUGAAGGAGGAGUAGUGCUUGUGAAUGGAAAACCAAGUCGAGGUGGGCUUGUUGAUAAGUCAACCAUUGUGGAUGCAGCAGUGAAAGAAAUAAAAAAUUUACAACAGAUUCUUGAAAAUCUAGAAAAGAAGAAGAAAGACAAGCUUAGAUCUAUGUCCCCAUUUGUGAGUGAGUCUUCAUUUGUGAUGAACUCCCAAUUGAAUUCAUAUGAAUCAACGAAAACUAUCAUAAUUGAUCAGGGGUCCUAUAUUUAUAAUAAUUUUUCCGAUUAG